UGAACAGGGGAGGGAGGGGAGACAACACCCAGGAACACCUGACCAACAUUUCAUCAAGAUAUGUGGAGACUUAGGAAGUGAUCUCCUCCUCCAGCUUUUCUCCAGCUGUUUUGUUUAUCCGCUUUUUUUAUUGCAACACCUGGAAUGCUUAACGUGGACUGAUGGAUGUUUCCGAACUGUGCAUCCCUGACCCUCUCUGCUACCACAACCAGUUGCUAACCAGAAUGCCCUCUGAGGACCGACACCUAUCCUCCAGCUGUGGUUCUUACGUCAAAACCGAGCCUUCCAGUCCGUCCUCCUCACUAGUAGACACCGGCAGCCACCACAGUCCCAGCGGCAACUCCGACGCCAGCGGCGGCUACAUCAACGGCAGACACUCGCACGCCCUGGACUCCCCGCCAAUGUUCAACCCAGGCAUGCUCGGAGGCGGCGCCGCCUGCCUACGCCGCUACGAGGAGUGCUCCGGCGUCGUGGCGGACGACUCGCCGAUCAAGUGCGAGUACAUGCUCAAUGCCAUUCCCAAGAGGCUUUGCCUGGUGUGUGGUGACAUUGCCUCGGGGUACCACUACGGGGUGGCCUCCUGUGAGGCCUGCAAAGCCUUCUUCAAAAGGACGAUACAAGGGAAUAUUGAGUACAGCUGUCCGGCCACCAAUGAAUGUGAGAUCACCAAAAGGAGACGCAAGUCGUGCCAGGCCUGCCGCUUCAUGAAAUGUCUUAAAGUUGGCAUGUUGAAAGAAGGUGUACGUCUGGACCGGGUGAGAGGGGGGAGACAGAAGUACAAACGGAGGUUGGACGCAGAGAACAGCGCCUACCUCGGCCUCAGCAUCCCCCCUCCAGCCAAAAAGCCAUUGACGAAGACCGUUUCCCAUCUGUUGGUGGUGGAGCCAGAGAAGAUCUAUGCCAUGCCUGACCCCACCAUGCCCGACGGAGACAUCAAGGCCCUGACCACGCUGUGCGACUUGGCCGACCGCGAACUGGUGGUCAUCAUCGGCUGGGCAAAACAUAUCCCAGGUUUUUCCACUCUCUCACUGGCAGACCAGAUGAGUCUACUGCAGAGUGCCUGGAUGGAGAUCCUGGUGCUGAGCAUCGUGUUUCGCUCGCUGCCCUGCGAGGACGAGAUUGUGUACGCGGAGGACUACGUGGUGGACGAGGAGCAGGCGAGGAUCUCAGGCCUGCUGGACCUGCACGUCGCCAUCCUGCCACUGGUCCGACGUUACAAGAAGCUGCGCAUGGAGAAGGAGGAGUUUGUCACGCUCAAAGCCAUCGCCCUCGCCAACUCAGACUCCAUGCACAUAGAGAAUAUUGAGGCGGUCCAGAGGCUCCAGGAUUCUCUCCACGAGGCUCUGCAGGACUUUGAGGGCUCCCAGCAUCCAGAGGACCCUCGACGGGCAGGCAAGCUGUUAAUGACCCUGCCUCUGCUCCGUCAGACCGCGACCAAGGCCGUUCAGCACUUCUACAGCAUCAAAAUGCAGGGCAAAGUCCCCAUGCACAAACUAUUCCUCGAGAUGUUGGAGGCCAAGGCUUGACACCUGGGCCAGAUGUUUGACAGACAGCUGCAUCACCCAAUGGGAGACGAGGGACAGCCCAUAAAAAAUAGAGGUGGUGUGCCAAUUGACAGUGAAAGGAUGGACUACUGAGUCAUUUUAACACUUUUAAAUGGUAAUAAAGAUAAAAGAAAAGGGGACUUGAAAUGGUUUUAAAAAGGGUGAAUAUCAACACAUGGGAUCAUGAUGAUGUAUAUAAAGUUGUUGUGUACAGAAAUCAGGCAACCGAGGUCUUGUUAUAACUAGAGGCCCAUUGCUCUAUAUCACCUGAAGCUUCUGUGAAUUUGUUUCUUAUUUUCAUCUCAAACUGGAAGUGUGUUAAUAUAAAUGUCCUGAAGAACUGUUCGGCUACGUAGCCACAUUACGUGUUUCUUUCUUUCAUAUUUUCUAAUCUCAGUUGUUAAAGCAAUAGUCUCUAACUGGUCUACAUAUAAUAUGUGUACUGUAUAUUGUGUGAAAUUGCACUGGGCGGGAGGGGAGGGGAGAAUUGUUAGACAUAUUCUUAUAUUCGUCAUCAAAGAAAGCGGUGUGCCCGCCAUGGGUCUGUAAGAUUCUCGAUUUCCUCGUGAUAUAUUUACCUCGUAGUAGUUUCAUUGACUCAGCGGUUAACUUGGUGCUUACAGAAGGACAAUGGUUGGCUGGUGAUCAUAGUUCACAAAAAGUUUGCACUAAGCAUCUAUGAAUAACGUGGCAAUAAUGGGUAUUGUACUAGCGAGCUCUGUCGGGUAGUUUCUGAGUCUCGGUCAGUGGUUUUUGCUUAUAGACACUAAACUCCCUCCUCACUCUUCACUUCUCUCUGUGUUCAGUGUCGUACACAAAUAUUGGCAACUAAACAUACUGUGAAAAAAAAACACAUGAUAAGCUAUAUUCUGUGCUGAGAAUUUAAAACUGUAUGGCUUGUUAAAAUAUUUUUUACUUAAAUACAGGUGCAAUAACGGCAACAUCUAUGCAAUUUAAUGCAAUCUAAAACACUCUGUAAUGCAACCUGAUAGCCCUGCAAUAAAUACUACCUUUGUGAAGUAUAUAAUGUUGUUUGUGUCACAUAGGUGCUGAUUCAACUCUCAUUUAUGAGUCAUUUGAGUGCCGUAUUAGAUUGCAAUAUAUUGUAUAGGUUUUGCUUUUCCUUGUAUCAACACCCCUUAGUUGAGGUUGUCUGCUCAAACAACAAGUGUCACUAUAUUGAUAGCAUUAGAUCAACAACAUUAGUUUGAUUUUAGUCAUGUGUGAUACCAAAGUCUGCACGCUAGCUUCAUGCAUCUGAACAAUUUUUACUAUCUUGUGCUUUUUUCCUGGUGUGGACUAAAUAUUAAAUAUUACAACCUAUCCUCCUAUUUCUUGUCGUCGGGCAGCAAAUCUAGCGAGUGUUUCGUAAAUCUAGGAUAACCAUCUAGACACAACCGUGAAAGUCUUGUUUGUUCGACCAGUCCACUCCAACAUCCUCCCUGUGCGAACUUUGUCACUCUUUAUACCAAAUCACCUGACUUCCUCCUUCAUUACGGCUCUUAUAGUGCAUCACUUUUCGUAGGUAAAAGUACGAACAGUGAAUGAAAACAGCCUGGAUAUUGUGAUUCUGAGAGAGGACACUUUGAAAUUUUGACUAACAGAAUAAGAUUACGUUUUGAUUUCAAAAUAAAGUUCUCAUCUCUUCAAGAAUGGCUUUGGCAAUACUGAGCUUAUCUUCUGCGCUUUUAUGACAAUUGCCAAAAAUUGCACAGUGAAAAAAAAUAAAUUCAUUAUAGAAAUCAAAAAUGUUGAUGCCUCAGUUUUCAUUUUAAAGGCAAACUGUGCAGGAAUUGUGGCUUACUGUUUGUAAACACAACAUUGAAACAAAAGCAAACCCCAGAUUGGCUCUCGUUUCUCGUUUGCCGUUUUGACUCGAUAUAUUUGCAUUUUUUCUGCAAUGUGUCUGCUAUUUUCAUACCUUCAUGGUGACGCACAGGAACAAAAUAUACAGGCAGAGGGCAAAAUCUUGCCGAGCAUACCUUGAAAACAGCCCUCUGAACUGGACUCAAAUUGUUAGGUGAUGAGAGAUUCCCAACCCCACUAUUAAAACAAUUUGGGAGGAACACUAGAAAAGAUUACAAGAGGUUUGAAUGUUCUUGUGCAACAAUAUACUGACACUUGUUUCUGAGAAUAACUUGAAUUCCAAACUCAAAAAACUCAAUAAUAAUGACCUAAUAUAUCAGACCUUCUGAUUAAGGCUCACUGUGUCUUUGACAAUUAUUUUUGUUUUAAUCGAGGUGCUAUUAAUUCAGACAGGCACUAUAUGUUCAUUUCUACAAACACUGACACAAACUAAGAGAAUAAAUCUGUAUACUCCAGAAGUGAUAGUAGACUUUUAUAAGGUGAUAUCUAUAAAAUUGUAAACCAGUUGCCAAACUAUUCAAAGAAAGCAAUCCGAAAAAUAUAUCAAAAGAUCAAAAAAAUAAAAUAAGCUGCUGUUAGGAUUUUAGCGAGACAGAAAUUGUCCUUUAUGAACACUUUAAAGUGUCUUUAAAGUGCCAUUAGCUUCUGCCCAAACAAGAAGAGUUUCUACACUUGAUCCCCACAGGAACAGACGCUAUUGACUCACUGUAAUGUAAUGCAUAGAUAAUUAUAACCCAAUACAGUAGAGAAUACAAUUCCCAUGAUGCACUUCCCCAAAUGUGUAACCAGCUAAUCCAUCCCUGAUUGAAAUGAGGGAUGUUCACCGCUGUACAGUAGCAAACCAAAGCGUAGUGUCUUCGAAUACUUUAAAAUUAAAAAAGUGAUAAAACUGCAUUUUGAGCCAGUGGACAUGGAUGUUAUUUACAGUGUAUUAUUAGUGGUUUCAUUCUGAUUUUCAUCCAGCUGUGCACUCAUUCUUUUUGAGCAUCCUACCAUGGUGAUAACUGCUAUAACUGUUAUGUUGUGUUUAAUCGAUAUAUAUGUAUUGAUUAAACAUCUUUGUUGAUAUGAGACGCUGUGUGAAGUCUCGCCCUGUAACUAAGAGAUGAAACUACCAUUAAAAAAGUGAUGUUUCUCACAUUACCAUAGUUAAAGGAGAGUGUUAAUGAGUAACGUUUUGGCCCAAAAACUUGACCAAAACGUGCAAAGUGAUGACCUUCUCUCCUCUGUGCACUUUGAAGACAGAUAAUUGUUUCCCAACUUUCCCUUCUUCUCAAAUUAAUACAAGAAAAUAAAAAGAAAAAUGCUUAAUUUAUUUUCAGACUUCUAAAAGCGGUUCUACUUACAUCCAAUUAAUUCUAAUUGUCUCCUAAGCUGAAAUUCUCAAUAGAAAUGGAGCAAUUAAAUUUCUGCUUUGGCUCUACCUUGGGGACGAGAGACGUUUUAUUUCGGUUGACGGCGGGGAGGGUUUGUCUAAACCUUUACAAAGGCGAUUUCAUGGGUGUCUGUAAUAGUUUCAUAACAGAGCGAUCACUGGGCUAUGCAAGGCAAAUAUGGCCACCUAUGUUCCUUGUGUUGUGGAGCAUCAGAGAGACAUUUAGUUGUGCUUUGUUUACAACGUGAACAUACUACUGUACAGUGCUGUACGCUGCAAAUGUAUUGUGCAUAUUUCACCAUACUAUACUGUAGCUGCUGUGCAUUGAUAUAACUAUGAUCAUUUGUUUAAUUUAAUGGAUUUCUCAUGAUGUAUCAGCACACAUUUAGAGCCCACCUGAACAGCUGUGUAAUAUAAAUCACUGUAUUGAGUCAUGUGGGAUUGUUAUAUUUGGUCUAAGGUGGGAUUUUCUUUUGUGUCUUUGUAUCUUUCAGUGCUGAAACACGCUCUGUGUUAUCAUCGUUUUUGGUUAUCAGCACAGCAGGACGUAUAGCGAGUGAAGUAGUCUAUACCUCAAUUCAUAUUUUGAAAAUUACACUGGAUUUGGAAACGGGCCAUGGCAUCCUCCUGGGAAUCAGUGGCACAGAAAUAAAGUGACAUCACUGA
Messenger RNA from Centropristis striata (black sea bass), 5451 nucleotides. RefSeq names its product estrogen-related receptor gamma b (gene esrrgb). Gene Ontology annotation, biological process: regulation of DNA-templated transcription. Gene Ontology annotation, cellular component: nucleus. The record is from RefSeq and is a predicted model, not a curated record. NCBI's taxonomy places the organism in Eukaryota, Metazoa, Chordata, Actinopteri, Perciformes, Serranidae. Gene Ontology annotation, molecular function: sequence-specific DNA binding; steroid binding; zinc ion binding. The transcript is spliced from 7 exons. The coding region runs from base 162 to 1526 and encodes 454 amino acids.